Messenger RNA from Peronospora farinosa, 942 nucleotides. NCBI's taxonomy places the organism in Eukaryota, Oomycota, Peronosporomycetes, Peronosporales, Peronosporaceae. The record is from the annotation of a GenBank genome assembly.
AUGGACGAGGAAGAAUAUCGACUGAUCUGCUCGUUAGACACGUUUUCCUCUACGUUACAGCUCACUGUGACAAAUGAGACCUUUUCAGUGAUUAAGCGUCAAUUACAACACCGCAAGUUUCGCUCAACAUUGCGUCUACAUCGUCAGAAUAAAAGCUUGAAAAUGUAUGUGGCUCGUUUUGACACUGGUGAAUCGAUGUGUGAGAUUGCCACGUCUGUAAACUUUUCCCCAUGCAUGAUGGUACGACUAGUGCUAGAGCAUAAGUACGGAUGGAGUAAAACAACCAUUUCCAAUGUUUUCAAAGACGCCAUGACAGACGAUGAGAGUCAAAGGGACUCUCUGCUAAACCGUAGAGGUCUGUCAAAUGAGGAAUACACAAGAGUGAUACAAGAGAUACGAGAAUGCAUUGAGAAGGACGUCUAUUGCUCACCAUUGGCGGACCGUACUCGGCACAAUAUGGGCGUCGAAUACGAGUACUUGCUACUAGAGACGUUGCGUAACCGGCAGUUGGUGUUUGAGAGCGAGGAUAUGCUGCGUGAAAAAGGAUUAUCCAAGACGCCUGAUGUGAGGCUAUUAGUACCUAUUGGUGUGAAGGAUUCAAAACAUGGUCAGCUUCAUGUUGUCAAUUGGAUCGAUAGCAAAGCUAUGUUUGGAGAUCGACAUACGCAUGAAACGGAGAACGCAAGUCAGCUGCAAGGAUAUGUAAACCGCUACGGGCCCGGAAUGGUGAUUUACUGGUUCGGUCACGUUGCGCAGCUUGAUUCUAGAAGUGACAUCUUUAUCACUGAUUCGUUUCCACCAAAUAUCUUGCUUCCAGGAGCUUUUGACCCUCGUGCAUCUGUCAUGAAGUUGAAAGAGGGUGCUGAAGUCAAGCUGCAACCGGCAAAAGUACACACGGACUUCGAUGGCGACUGGAACCCCAUUACCACUUGCGAGUUGUAG